CGAAAAGAUCCUUGCAGUGUUAAUAGGCAUUACUGCCAAUGAACUUCUACAUUGAAAGGGACUAACAGUGUCAUGAGUACAGAGACCGUUCAGGGUUCGAAGAUGGUUUCGAGAAAGGCAAAGGAUAUAGUUUCUGUAUUUCGAGAGUUGGCGAAACAAGCACAGCCGACUUCAGCAACAUUCAGCAAUCAGUCUGCAGGGGAUACACUUAUCGCAAACACAAAAUGGUCUCAGAGGGACUUACUGAGGGGAGAGAAAACAUCUUUCUCCAAAACAUACAUCCUGUCUCCAGAUGGUCCCUCAGGUCUGCGUGUUGUCAUGGCAACACCCCCACAGGAAUUCUCAAAUGUAUUAUGGAACCGGGAAUCCCCAUCUGGUCGACUGCGAGCUGUUGUCUGCAAAGUGAAGAACAAGAAAGGGGAGGAGAAGCAAUACUUUGAGAUAUGGAACUCCAGUCGGAAGGUGAAAACCUUUGAUAUACAGUGUUGUGAGAAACAUGGGAAGGUUUAUGAAGCAGACGGCCAGUUCGGCUGCCUGGAGUGGUCUCCCUCCGAAAGGUACUUGGUGUAUAUAGCUGAGAAGAAAGUCCCCAAGACUGGAAGCUUUUUCGAGGAAGACAAGCAACCUGCUGAUGAGGGUGCUAAGAAAGAGGAGAUAAUACGAGGGAAUGAACAUGUGUUCCGAGGAGACUGGGGAGAACAGCUUGUGGACAAACAUCAUCCUGUGCCGUGUGUGAUUGAUGUGAGGUCGGGCGAAGUCACAGUGCUGGACAACAUUCCGGGGGAUAUAUCUGCUGGACAGGCAAGUUGGGCCAGUGACGAUGCAGGUGUGGUGUUUGUAGGCUGGAACCAUGAUCCAUGGAGGCUAGGACUCAUCUACUGCGUCCAGAGGAGGAGUGGAAUUUACUUUGUUGAUCUGAAGAACACAAAAUGUUUGGUACUGAGUGAGGAAAACCGGUCAGUGAGGAGUCCACGCUUCAACCAGGACUGGUCAAGACUGGUAUAUUUGGACAACCCAGCCAGAGGAGGACACAGCCAGUGUUCACGGCUAAUGAUGUAUGACUGGAACACGAAGAAAACAAGUGUAGUUCAGGACAUUGUAGACUCUGCAGCAGGGGAAGAGUUCCAAGGUAUCUUUUCUGGCAACCUUCCUAGAAGACCGUGGUUACCUGGAGGAAGGGAGAUAGUGCUGACUACCUUCUGGAGGAGUAGGCAGGUGCCAGUGAUCAUUGACAUCAACUCAAAAACAGUGAGGAAACUUGAUACAGCGCCUCACACAGGCUCCAGUGUGGUGUUGGAUGUGUGGAAUAACCAUGUGAUACUCCAGUCGUCAGCUCCAGACCAGAUCCCGUACCUUAUGUUGGGUAAACUGGAUUCAGCUGAAACAAAAUGGCUGACAUUGGUGGCUGAAGAAACAAAGAUUGAUGGACUUGACUGGAAGAUUAUCCAGCAUCAGCCGUCCCAGGAAAGAGUCCAUGUCCAAUACAGUGACCUGGACUACGAGAGUGUGUUGUGCAUGCCGACAUCAGCAACCCUCCCAAGAGACUACAAGCCACCUCUCAUUGUCUUUCCACAUGGUGGCCCACACACCACGUUUGACUGCCAGUUCCAGAUGUACACAGCAGGCUUCUGUCAGUGUGGAUAUGCUGUGCUCAUGGUGAACUACCGUGGCUCUGUUGGGUUUGGUCAGAACAGUAUUGACUCUCUCCUUGGAAAUGUUGGGGAUCAAGAUGUGAAAGAUGUCUGGGCUGCAGCCACGUCUGUGAUUGAGAUGGGUGCGGUGGACCCGGAGAGGCUGCUGGUAUUUGGUGGUUCACAUGGAGGCUUCCUCACAACACAUCUGAUAGGCCAGUAUCCGACAAAAUUCAAGAGUGCAGCAUGCAGAAAUCCUGUGACAGAUUUAACCAACAAAGCUGCCUGUGGCGACCUGGCAGACAAGGUGUUUGAAGAGAUAGGACAACAGUUUGAGUUCACAUCACUGUCCAGUGCUGAGAUCCUAGGGGAACUAUGGACGAGAUCUCCCCUCAGCUAUGUCAGCCAGGUGACAACCCCAAUCCUGCUGAUGAUUGGUAAUGACGACCUUCGCGUGCCCACCACUCAGGCUCGUCAGUACUACCGCUGUCUGAAAGCCAGGAACAGAACUGUCAGAUUCCUGGCAUAUGAAGACAACUCUCAUCCCAUCAUCACUGUCCCUGCUGAGUCCGACGCCUUUGUCAACAUCAUGUUGUGGUUUGCUGAGCACAUGGAGACAUGAAGGGAAACUACCGGUUGCCAUAAGCCAUGUAGUCAGUCCUGAUGCACCUUGUGAUGUAUCUGUACCCCAGUGUCAUGUAAUCAGUCCUGAUGCAUCUGUACCCCAGUGUCAUGUAGUCAGUCCUGAUGCACCUUGUGAUGCAUCUGUACCUCAUUGCUAUGUUAUAUGAUGAUGUUUACACAAUCAAUCAAAUAAAUCAUUGGAUAGGAAUCUUUCUCAGUAAUGUGUAUCGAGCAAUCUUCUGUUCACAUGUUCUGUGAAAACUACAAAGGAAUGCCACUUUAAAACUAUCACUGUUCAAUAUUCAGGUGCACUGCAUUCUAAUUGUCAAGUUGUUUGUCAGCAGUAUUCCAGCUAUGUCAUGUCCACUUGGUCCAGACAAACCAGUGAAUGAUAUACUGUUCUCCCGGGUUGUAUAGCCACCUUUCAUCCAGCGGAAAAUACGGCAUUAUAACCAGGGAGGUGAAAACCAGACCUUACUGACAUGAUAUUUGCAGGAAUUAAAUAAGAACCAAGACACAUCUAUUCAAUGCAAGCUAUUUAUUCAAACAAGACUUCGUCAUAUACUUUGCCUAACCUGGGGUCAAAUGUGGACAAUUGAGAAAGUUUGAAAAAAGACUUUGACAUAAGUCAGCCUUGUGUCAAUCAAGUGUGAGCAGUGCUCUAAAUCCCUAGCGUGUGGAUUGGCCAGUGCCUACCUUUGCGGGGUUUUAAUAUUGAUACCAACUGUCCAUGCAAAAUGUCGUUUCCAGAACAGAUCUUGAAAAACAUACAAUAUUUCUUCACCAAACUUGGUACUUAGAUAGGUCUAGUUGUGAAUUGGUGCCUUUUGAUGGCUUGGUUUUUUAAAAAUAAAAAAUAUUUUUUGAGUAUAUCAUAAUAAUAAAUAUUUACCAUUUCACAGGAUAUAGAUGACUUAAUUUGUUUGCUAUUUCAAGAAAGUGAAUGGUUCUCUGAAAACAACUGAGAUCAAUGCGAUAAGUUUGUUGAUUUAGGAGAGGUAAUUAACUUGUAAAGAUACUACAUUGGCAAUUUUUUGCAGAAAUGAAAAAAAAUCGUAACAGCUUUAUAACCAGGGGAUUGGAAUGAUUGUUGUGAAAAGCAUCAUAACCAGGGCAUUUUGCACUGCAGAAGUCCGUUCUGAGAAAAACAUGGCAUUAUAACCAGAGAGGGCUAUAUAUAUAUUAUGAACCACGUGUCACGUUGUUGCGGUACAAUGACACAUAAUUAACCAAUCCUCCGACCCCCUGAUCCAUUUAGUCAACCCAUAAGUCAAGCCUUGAUUACCUGGGACCUAUGCUGCCCUGGAAUCUGUAUUGUCAUCAUCCUGAUUGAACAGAGCUAGGAAAUAGGUCAAGGUAUAAAAAUGGUAUAUCUUUGACAGUUUGUUAUCAAUAAAGAUGACGGAGUGACUUUCAGCCAUACAUUCAGUGCACAACAGUCACAAUGCCAGAAAGUCUUACAUGCAUAGUUGCUGUUGAUCAGAAUGUUUGUUAGAAGGAACCUGUUUUAUUGGGGCAUUAUUGCCUGGCUUUGCCAUUCUUUUCAUAUCAUUGGAUAUCCAAGAAUGCCACUUCUAAAUAGUAAAAUCCAUAUUUCACCUUUGAGAAAGUCAUUAGCUUCAGAGUGUAUAUGCACUCACAUGGUUUUGUGUAAGUGCUGCUAACAACCAAUGUAUUUCCCCUGGUAUGUGGGCAGUAACUGUGUGCAAGUGAUUUAAGCUACUUUGUGUCAAGGGUAACAGGGAAUUGAAUUAAUUGUCCUUGUUUCAUUACAUUCAUGUCAGUGUGUGACAGAUAGGUAACAAAUAAACCUGUAUUUAAUUUGUUGAAAUA
This is a messenger RNA of Haliotis rufescens (red abalone), 4088 nucleotides long. RefSeq names its product acylamino-acid-releasing enzyme-like. The transcript is spliced from 23 exons. The record is from RefSeq and is a predicted model, not a curated record. Lineage: Eukaryota; Metazoa; Mollusca; Gastropoda; Lepetellida; Haliotidae. Gene Ontology annotation, biological process: proteolysis. Gene Ontology annotation, molecular function: serine-type endopeptidase activity. Bases 73 to 2253 code for a protein of 726 amino acids.